CCGCGAAUUUAAAGCCGGCUACAAGAACCCACCGCCAACCUCCCCUCUCCCCUCAUUCUCCAAUCCGCCGGCCAUGGCCUACCUCCCGCCCCACAAGCGCCACUCCAGCGGCGGCUCCGACCCCGCCCCGCCCACCUCCUCCCUCGGCUCCCUCUCCAUCUCCUCUUCUGCCCCUCGUGGCCGACACCUACUCCGCCCGUCCAGCAACAAGAUCAUCCACGCCGCCGGCUGCGUCUCCCGCUGGUCCCCGCUCCCGCCCUUCUCCCCCGACUCCGACGACGCGGACUCUUUCCGUCUCGAGCCCUUCGCGUGCGAGCCCGUCGAGCGCAAGACCGGCUCCAAGCCCUUCGUCCUUUCCCUCUCCUCCCCGGAAGCCUCCUCUUGCUCCUCAGCGGAGGCCGCCGCCGCCAUCGCCGACAGGUUCCUGCCAGAACUCCUCGCUGCGGCGGAGAGGGCGACGCACCAUGUUAGUCCCGACAAUGAGGAGUCGGAGGUAGUGAAGCUGAGCCUCGUUGCCAGGGUGGGGAAGGUCCUGUUCCAACGUGGUGGAUCACAUGUCUCCUUGGACUCGCUCCGGGAAGCUGCAAAGGCAGGGAACGAAGGAUCCAAGAGCAAGGUCCGUAAAUCAUUCUAUACCAAUGUGCCCAAGGAGUGUUCUGAAGACAUGGAGCGAUCCGUUGUCAAACUGAUGGGUCUGGAGUUCGAUUCGUCAAAAGAACACUACCAUGUCAAGAUAUUUGACAAGCACCGUAGUGAUUCUAUUUCUACUAUGUCUUGCAAAUGCACCCUGCAACAAGAUGGGAAGCUUGCAAUCCAUAAGGUUGAAUUGGACACAAUACGACAGUUGGUGGAAGACAUAUCCUGUCUGUCCCAAGACCUUGACUUAAGGCUGAUGUUGAGGACCAAAAGGAUCCUGAAAAACUUAGAUCCUGAGGUGGAAAAUGCCAUACAGAGCUUAGUGUCUUCCGCUAUUCUUGAUCCUAAUGUAAAAGGGGCGCUCAGAUGGCCACUUGGGAAGGAAUCGAUUGGUGAGAGGUUCAGCUUAGUUGGAGUGUGGCAUACCAACUACAAAGCUUUCAGAAAUAAAACAUUAAGGUUCAAGCUAAGGCACUCUGACUGGUUUGAUCACCGGAGCUCGACUAGAGAGGUUUCCAAUGAAGUUAGCUUCAAACUAAUUGGUAUAUCAAAUAGACUGCAGGACGGGAAUAAAGAGGUGGACUCUGUGAAGGAGAUGCUGGAAUGUGAUGUGCGGAUGAUCUGGGACAGUGCUUUGUGCUACAAGAUGGUGCACUGAGCUCGGUGGUCGGGUUUGCAGUAGGCCGACAAGUACAUUGCAUAUCGUGGUUGCUUAACGAUGUUAUUGUUGGUUUGAAACCUGCUGUGUAAAUAGUUUAUCUUUGCAGCGAAUUUACUGAAUAUGAGGUCAUUGCUACCUUCGAGUUGCAACUUUCA
This is a messenger RNA of Lolium perenne, 1452 nucleotides long. RefSeq lists its product as uncharacterized. Lineage: Eukaryota; Viridiplantae; Streptophyta; Magnoliopsida; Poales; Poaceae. The record is from RefSeq and is a predicted model, not a curated record.